AUGUUACGUCUUCUCAAAUCACCUCAAGUCUUGAGAUCCAGCUUCUCCAAGACUCCUAUCCAAAGAGUCUCCAGACGAGCUCAUCAUACUUCUGGUUCUGGUGCUCCUAAACCAUCACCCACCUCCAGCAAUUCCAGCCCAAGUUCCGAUCACAUGGGCUUCUUGUUCGUAGGCUUAACUGGGGGCUUGGUCAUUAACUGGCUCAUGAAUCGUCAUUCCGAUGAGGUAAUUCGAUGCGAUAAGGAGAAAUUGGCAGAAAAGGACUGGAGACGAGACGUUUUGUGUGAACUGAAAGCCCUCAAUGAGAAGAAGAAUAUUGGUGGUGUGAGUGGAAUUUUAGGUGAAGGUCAUCAACAAAGGUUUCAUCUCAAAUAG
Molecule: messenger RNA, 375 nt
Organism: Kwoniella mangroviensis CBS 8507
Lineage: Eukaryota; Fungi; Basidiomycota; Tremellomycetes; Tremellales; Cryptococcaceae
Exons: 2
Coding region: 1-375 (124 amino acids)
Source: RefSeq, a predicted model, not a curated record